GUCAAAGAAAAUUGUCAAGUUUGUGAAUAUUUCUGCUUUCUGCGAUUUUUACACAAAAAUCCUUAUAAUCCGUGUUGUAAAGUUAAUUAAUGUAAAAAAUCCAACAAUAUAAUAGGCGUCUUAGUGAGAAGACCAUGUGACUUUGUUUAAUAGAAGCACUUUGAAUGGGAUGUAAACGCGAUGAGUUCGAAACAAACAAUUUAUCAUGAAAAACAGGUUAAAGAGUUGUGCGCUUUACAUGCGCUUAACAAUUUAUUCCAGAUGCGAGCUACAUAUUCGAAGUCUGAGUUAGAUGCAAUAUGCAGCAGGCUAUCACCAAAUGUGUGGAUCAAUCCUCACCGCUCCAUGCUGGGGCUUGGCAACUACGAUAUCAAUGUGAUAAUGGCAGCUUUACAGAAGAAAGGCUGUGAAGCUGUCUGGUUUGAUAAGAGAAAGGACCCUGGUUGUUUGGAUUUGUCAAACAUCUGUGGAUUCAUCCUGAAUGUGCCAUCAGAUUAUAAGCUAGGGUUUGUGAUGUUACCGCUGCGACGUCGGCACUGGAUCACCAUAAGACAGAUACAGGGCAACUUCUACAAUCUGGAUUCCAAACUAGAAUCACCACAGUUGAUUGGAAGGAGUAGUGAUUUAAUAGCGUACCUGAAAGAACAGUUGGAUAGCAAAGAAAAAGAAUUGUUUGUUGUGGUAAGCAAGGAAGUGGAGGAGAAGCAGCUGUGGAUGCACCAGUACACCAUGGACAGCAACAAGCAGUCCGCACAAAACACAGGGCUGCCACAGACUGACGGUCAGUGUGACAGCCCUGGGGACAGUAUAUCGUCACUGUCACAAUACGACUACAGAAACCGUGACGCUGAGUGCCUCAAAUUGACAGAAGUGAGUAAUUGUGUCGGCAGUGCAGAAAUUAAUUAUUAAUGUGUGAAUCUUAGACUUGGUAAUACUUUCCUCCGACUGCUUGUGGCCGUAUAGCAAUUUAUAAUGUGUUCACAGAUGUUUCACUGUAUGUGUGUUGUGUAUUGAAAGAUACAUUCAUUAGUAAUGGUGUUGGUUUGACAAACUGGCUGUCAAGUAAUUACUGCAGUCUGUUGUCUCAGUACUUAAACAAGGUAUUGUUCAGAUUAAUUUAUUGAUAAUAAUAUAUUUGUUUUUAUAUGCACUUUAUUUUUGUUUGCACAAAUAAUGUUGACAUUGCAACAUAUUGUUGUUUUUAUUUAAUUUUAUUUUUGUGUUAUAUGAGGCCUAAGGUUACAAAUAGUAACAAUCAUUGUAAAACUAGAUAGAUCUUGCCUUAAACGAUGGUCUUUUUAUAGCAAUAUGUUAAAGACUGUAAAAUUAUGUAAGCCAUCCGAUCUUCAUAGUUGUUUCAAAACUUUUAGAGGUCUUGAUCUUCAUAAUAAAUAGGAAUCAUAAUAAACAGCAAUAAUAAUAAUAGAUGUGAUAGUGUUUGAUGCUGUCUGUUGAUGUUACAAUAAUAUACUUCAAUACUAUGCCAAAUAUGAUAACCAAACUGUUUGAUUCUAUAAUUAUGGAUAACUUGGCCAAAAUAAUAGAUUAAUGUUGUUACAGAUAAACUUUUGACUGUUUAUUUUGUUGACUAUAUUCUUUAUUUUCUGGUUACACAUUAUUUUUCUUUGAUAGCAUAAUAUAUUAUUUAUUUCUUUUCUUGUUAUACUUUUAUUGUACUUGUCAUCACAUGGGCUCUGUUCACACACAACCACGUAAGUUUUAUUGUAAGAAAUUUCGUGGCAUUUAUUGUAAAGGUUUUUCUAUUGAAGAUACCUAAGAAUAUGGGCAGUGAACAGGGCCUAGUAUUUUCAUGUCGUUCGUGAUAAAUUUCUAGUGAGUGAUGAUUAUUUCUUAUUGAAUCAUUACUGAACUUCUCAUAAGUUUUCUACUAUAUUAAACUUUACUGUAAAUAUAAGAUAUUUUUCCAAAAAAUUUAA
Molecule: messenger RNA, 1937 nt
Organism: Spodoptera litura
Lineage: Eukaryota; Metazoa; Arthropoda; Insecta; Lepidoptera; Noctuidae
Gene: Josd
Product: Josephin domain containing
Biological process (GO): protein deubiquitination
Molecular function (GO): cysteine-type deubiquitinase activity
Source: RefSeq, a predicted model, not a curated record